Molecule: messenger RNA, 9301 nt
Organism: Aedes albopictus (Asian tiger mosquito)
Lineage: Eukaryota; Metazoa; Arthropoda; Insecta; Diptera; Culicidae
Exons: 10
Coding region: 1068-2621 (517 amino acids)
Cellular component (GO): nucleus
Molecular function (GO): RNA binding
Source: RefSeq, a predicted model, not a curated record
CCUGAAAAUUGGCCGCCGGCCGUCCACCGAUGUAAUCGUCCGGCUGGGCGGCUGAUUUUCCACCUGUUUUCUAUCGGGACCGUCGACGGGAAACGCGCUUUUCACGAAUCAGUCGUAUAUUUCGCGCCGUUCGUGUUGGACGUGGAUUCGCCAAGCAGCAUUAUUCGGGCUUUUACUUGGGGUUAGCUUUGUGAAGUCCUCUGGUAUUGUAAAGUUUCCAAAGUGAGAGUUGUUCUUCCGGGUGGAGCGCGUGGAUCACGAGUUCUGGUUUUUGUUAUGCUGUAACAAAGUCCAGGUUUGGACAAGUGUCGAGUUGGGUGUGCCCUGUUGGUGUGAGACGCGGACCGGUUUUUUAUGAUCGGAAGAUUAUAAGAAUUUCCAGACGGUUUCUUGUGCUGCAAGAGCGCGUGAUUGAUUUACGACGGGCAGAGUUCUUCGCAGUAAAUCGUUCAAUUCAAUAGAGCAACGAAUCGAGACAGCAGAAGUCCAAACAGCCAAAGCAAGAAACUGUUCUCACGUGCGUUCAAGUUGUCCCGCUCGGUGAAAGAUUUAGGGACCGCCCCUUGGAGCGCGCGGUCUUUUUACGAAGUGAGUGUGUUUAUGUGCUUCACCUAUCAACUGUGAGCCCGCCGGGAGCGCGAAGAAUUUCUAACGCCCAGUCAGUGGGUGUGUGAAAGGAAAACCCGAAAUUGGUGAAUCACGUUAUAUUGAGAAAUAAAUGUAAUUGUGUAAUUGCAAAACAACAUUUGAGCAGCAGUAGAGUGAAGUGUAAUGUUUUAAAGCUAAUUAGGGGAAAGUGUUGAAACGGCUUAGAACAGACGCUGCAUUGUGAAUCUGAUGAAGAAAGUGUUAUGAAGCAGUAGUUCACCUUCCAUCUGCAUCAACAACGUACAAACAAAUAUUUAAAUUUGACUAAAUAAAACAACAGAGCGAAAAAGGCGCAAAUCAACGCAGAACUUUCGUUCUUAACGACCGACUACAACAAAAUAAUAAAGUAUCAGAGCAAGCAUUGAAGUUGCCUCAAGCCAAUUCAAAGGACCCAGAGAAUAAAAGAUUACGCCGCCACGAUGAAGAUGUCAAAGUUAUCCAAUCAAACCAAUUCGCAAGAUCCGCAGGCAGUGAACUCGCGAGUGUUUGUCGGCAAUUUGAACACCUUUCAGUGCUCCAAGACGGACGUCGAACGGAUGUUUCAACGCUACGGACGUUUGGCAGGAAUAUCAAUGCACAAGGGUUAUGCUUUCGUACAGUUCACGAACCCUUUCGAUGCACGCAAUGCCUGCCACGGUGAAGACGGGCGAACAGUCCUCAGCCAAACGUUAGACGUCAACAUGGUAGCCGAACCGAAACCACAUCAAACGGGCAGAAAGCGACAGAACAAAUCCAAAACCGGAAAUGAUUGGGACUACUACUAUGACAGUUACUACGCAUCGACACUUUUCGGGCCGAUCCAGCAACAGCCCUCGUCCCAGCCCCGGCCCAUGAAGCGACAACGAUUGAUGCCACCGAGCCGGCUGCCUUUGACAAGCAAAAUGAAUGGUGCCGGAAUGUUGGCCGCAGCAGGGCCUCAGGUAGGCCAACAGCAAUCACAGCACCCCACACAGCAGCAGCUUCAGCUGGCAGCCGUGGCAGCAACAAGUCCUUCGGCAGCAGCCGCAGCAGCGGUGGCCGCCGGGCUAGGGAGCUACUACGGUAACGGGAACGGAUCAUUAGUCGUGAAUGGGCUGAGCAAUGGGUGCCUCACCAGCAAUGGAUACAUAAACAACAAUAGCUACCUGCUGAAUGGGGACGUCAAUGGAAGCAUGUCCAGCUACACCAAUGGGCAGCACGUCGUUGGACCGUUUAAAGUAUACAGUAACCCAGACACACUGAUUUGUGGCAAUUGUCGGGAAAUGUUCACGGAUUUGACCGAGCUGCUGGAUCACAAGAAAUCCUACUGCAAGCUUCGGUUUACCUGCAAGUGCGUUUCUCCCCUAACCGUCAACAAAACCAAAACCAAUCCCCCAUCAGCGAAACUGCUCUGCGUGGCGUGCAAAGAUUCCUUUUCCAACCCGUGGGAUUUGAUGGUGCAUGCCCAGGCGGCGCACAUGGUGAACAUCUACGAACUGGGCGACUCUUCCGACGAAGAUAAAGCUUCUUCCAUGAGUUCGGAUUCCCUGGCAGAUCCCUGUGCCACCGAAUCCAGCUCCUCCAAGCGAUUGACCAACGGUAGCGAUAAGAGCGCAGAAACCAACGGAGUGCAUCCUGAAGAGGCCAGAGACCAUCAUGUGAAGGACAAGUCACCGGAGGAGAACAAGAACAUCGACGUUGGAUCCGGUAGUAACGGUCUAAAAGGAGCUUCAUCCACUGAAGACAUCCACACGGUGGAAAACGGCCCUUUGUCAGCAAAGGCCAACGGUCACUCGACGCCCUGCAACGAUUCAUCAAGUUCGAUUAUUUCGCCGCCGCUACAACAAGUCAACAACGGCGGCACAGAUUUGCAACCAACACGUGCCUGCAUCAUGACUGCCCUCAGCAUAGAUACCAAAUCAAACCCCGACGCUUCCGUUGCUCUCAAGAUGGUAACAUCGUCGCUUGGAAUUUCGCUGACAAACGGAGCAACUGUCACGGCGGCUACCCAGUAAACCCAUUUUUGUGGAAAGCAUGCAGUAGGUAUCCUUUGAGUUAAACUCCACAUUCAAUAAUAUUCGAUGAAAGAUACAGCUGCAGAGAUAAAUGCCUAGAUACAGCAGUGCUGCAUGCAUUGAAAAGGAGUGCUGUUUAUACGAGUUCGACUUUCCCUCAUUACUUAAAAAUGUGUAAAUUAAAAGUAAUAAUUAUUUCUGUUUCUCUACUAUUAUUAUGGAACUAACCCAGAUCUAGGGAUAUUAUUGUACAACUAUUAACCCAGCGUAUUAAAAACAUAAAACAACAGAUCAGCUGUUCUUCUAAAAAGUAAUCGAAAAGUAUUUCUCACCCACCACUGAGGAACAAUACUGGUGAUGGAGAUUGGGUUUUAUUGAAACCGUAAAAACAGACAAAUUAAGAGCUUAUGGUCAACUUCGUUGAGUGGUAGUAUUUUUGCAGAUAAUAUUUUAAGAUGUUCCGUUGAUUUUAGAAUCGACGGAGACAGUAAAGUUAUUCAAGAUAAGGUAGUUAGGAAAAAAAUUAUAAAAUUAAUCUAAAUGAUUUGUUGUUAUUGAAAACCGUACUGUACUGACCAAUCGUUUGAAACCUGUAAAGCCAGUCGAUUUCACUGGAAAUCUGUAAAUGAAACAAUUUUGUACAUAUCAAAACAGCGAACGAAACAGAAGGAACCUGGUACUGCGAUCGGAAUGUGGAACGUAACUUAUGUAUCCUAAAUAGAUGAAAUGAAGAUAUUUAUCAAUUGAAAUUACAAUGUCUUCUAGUUAAAAGAUGUAAAUAGUAUAAUCUAUACAGAAAAGGACUAUCAAUCGAAAUCCAAAAAAUUGCAUGUAAAAAGAAACAGAAACAAACAUAAUCAAAAUCAAACUGAGUGUCUAUCUAAUGAGUUAAAAUUGCGUUCUGCUUUUCGUAGUCCCUAUCAUUAAAACGGCAUAGUGUGACUUGCCCAUCAUCUUCCAGUAAAUAUCACUUCGACAGGCUACAAAGAAUAUCAAUUAAACAACAUGCUAAUGCAGAGAGUAUCUAUAUGCUUCCGUAUCAACUCCAACCCCACUAAUUGGUUAUGACUUGUCACACAUACUCACAAUCACUUAUCCAGCGUUGAAUAGAUUCAGUUACGAGUAGUUCAAUUAGAUCCCCGCUGACAGGUGUCAUUGUACGCCACACCCGAAUCGGUCAGUCCGCAUUAUUAGCCAGGCACAUACACUUUCUUAUCCCGCUCACGUCUGUACGGUUUAUAUAUCUAUUUAUCCAUAUCUAGCUCUCUAUAGAAAUCAACUUACACAGCCAAGCUGCGAUUCGAUUAAAAAUUAAUGAUUUCCGGUCCAAAUCCCCCACUUCGGUCCAGACGACGACGGUCCGGCUGUCACUCAACAUGCCACAGAGCAAGCAACAUCAGAGUGGAGCGCAAGAGGCACGCACCCAACCCGAGAGCCGCUAAUUGAUAGGGAAAAGUCAAACCGAACCGAAUUAGAGAUUCAUUAAUUUUGAUGAGUUUUGUGCAAUUGGUCGCGCCGCCGCUGCGCUCUUUCGGGCGACACUUGGCUGCCAGGGGUACGAGCGGGACAAGACUGGUGAGUGAGUACUCUGAGGGGGUACUGAGGACCGGUAAAUAAAAUCUACAUAUUUAUUGUGUUAACGUAUUGUUAUGAUUAUCGCUUAACUGCCCUAGGGUUUACUGCGUUUGUGAGCGCAAACAUAGUCGUACAGCUUAUGGCCGACAGGUACUCACAGCUUAGUUUAUCGCUUUAUCAAUAAGUUGAGGUGAUUAUGAAAAUUGGUAGUAUUAACUGACUGGAUGCUACGUAUCAAAUGGUAUGGUUUGAAGUGAUGAGAGAAGAUAAAUUAAUAUGUUUCGUUAUGAAUUGCUUUCACUGUGUUUCAAUUGUAUUUGUUAUUCUGUUUCAUACUAGUAUCUAACUAUUAAAAAUUGUCUUUUAGUUUACCCUUGUAAUAGGCCAAAUAAAUCAGGCCAAAAUGUCGGGCAAUGCAAAUUUGAUCUUUUGGAUUCCCUAGACUAAGAACGCCAGAAUCUCCAUAGCAAUCUCCAAAAUCACUCUGCACUUCCCGUCGAAUCAUACGUAUUGUCGACUCCUUUUCACGUACACGAUAAUGCUCUCGGCUGCAUCGCUGAUGACUGCUUUUAGAGGAAAGUGGGGCAAUAUGCCAUUUUUCAAACUUUCAUCGUUUUCAAUGACAAAUAGCCUCAUUUCGUAAGCAUUCAAAGUGGUAACAGCAACUAGACAAAAUUUGCUUGAUAUUUCAGCAAAAAUAUUCACUAAACUAGUGCAUUUUCAUCGAUUUUUAGCCAUUUGAAAAACUGGUCCGUAAAACGGAAAUGGUGCAAAAAGGCCGCCUGCCAUGGGGUAAAAUACCACUUCAUGAAAACAUUCAAAAAUUACGUCCAACAUUUUUCGGGAAUUUCCGACUCCUUUCCCUCCCUCUGUCCACAUCUAUCGUAUACUCAAUACAUGGAGCGACAUCCCCCUUCCCGCGGAACGAUGGUCUUCAUAUUUGAAUGACCCCUAACAUGGAUAGUGUAGACAUCAACAACCAUGCGUUUCCAUGUGUGUCUCAAUCUCCUUGGAAACACAUGGCAGGUAAUAAAAUCACCAAAAAAAACCUUAGUUGCAAGCACGAAAAACCGUAAGUUGCCAAUUUUCAUGGGGAAAUCAAAAGAUUUUCCGUGGGUUUGGCGGCCAGACUUUUAGAAAAAUGUUUUCCUUCAGAGGAUCGAGGAAACACUCUCGUCGGAAACGCUGCCUUGAAAUUCUGUGCGUAUGCUGAGGCGACAUCCGGUUGCUUUAGUCGCUGCAGGCUGUACCGUGGCGGUCGCCGAUACCGCACAUGUUGAUGAUGGAAUGUUUUGGGUACAGUUUGGCCAUCACCAGGUUGUGGUCGGAGUCGAUGUUAGCGCCGCGACGUCCUGACGUCGAUAAUGUCGGAGACGUGUCGCCCGUUAAUCAGAACGUGGUCGGUUUGAGGGUUUUUUUCUGCAGUGGUAGAAGCGGCGAAAUCAUUGAACCGUAGGCCGUCUUCGUACGUCAGUUGGUGAGCGUUGAACUUUCCCAUCGUCGAUCUGAAUUCCUCCUCCUGGCCUACCUGAGUAUUCGCGUUCGAGCUGCGCGUAAAAUGCGCCCUUGUCACGCUGAAGUUGAAGAAUCGGGUCUUGAUCCUCAUCUUGAUCCUGAUCGUCGAUCAGCCACCAAUCGAACGCGCGCCUUUGCGGCUGACACCAACCCCCUACUUCUAGAGGGCACAGUUGAGCUUAGAGUCCAUCCCCGGCACUCGGCCGUCGAUCAGCCGCCCCUAACAUGGGGAUCAGACGCUGGUGUGAGCUGUUCCUCCUAGAGAACGAACGCUCAGGUCAGCCUACGACUAAAGCUCCCACCGGGGUUGGUUACCUGAUCUUCCUUAGGAUUGCUCGCAGCUCAGCCGGUGCCAUGUGGAGAUAGGGAUAGGAGUUGAAAUACUUCGUGUUGUAAUUCCUAGAGGUUUCUUUGGAAAAACCUCUGAAUUUUUUUUAGAGGGAAUCUCUGGAGAAACUCCAUAAGAAAUUCCUGGAGAUUUCUUCGAGAAUUUCUAAGAACUUUGAAAAAACUUUUAAAGGGAUCCCAGGAGGAGUUCGUGAAGAGCCUGAUAUAAUUCUCAAAUAAAAACCUAGUAGAAUUUCUGAAGAAACCUACCGAAAAAUCACCAAAAGAAUCCUUGGAGGAGUUUCUGAAAAAAAAAAUCUUGUAAGAGUAUUAAAUGGAACCCCCGAAGGAAUUUUCUACAGAAUUUCAUGAAUAAUUUCUGAAGAAAUUGCUACGCCGACAACUUUCAUAAAAAUAAAUCCUGAAAGAUUAAAAAAAUCAUGGUAAAAUUUCAAAAAUACUCAUGGAGAAAUUUCUGUAUUAAUUCCUUAAUGAAGUUCCGAUGCUAUCCUUGGUAGAAUUUCUAGAAGAACCCCAAGAGUGUACACAGGAAUCAAUACAGGUAUAUCAGUGAAGGAUUUUCUUAAGAAAUCCCUAGUAUAAUAUUUGAAACAUGUUUUGGAUAAAUUUCUGAAGAAUUAAUGAAUUUCCGAUUUUCUAGAGAAAUCGUUUAAGGGAUUCAUGAAUAUUCUAUGGCAGAAUUUCUGAGGAAGUCAAUGGCAGACAACAGCGUAGCAAAAUUUUCUUUUUUUUCUCACUCUCUAAAACAAACACGAGAAACAAUGGGAUAAAACAAGGGGCGAAUGCCCCCUCUCUCCAUCCUUCGCUUACUCAUGUUUGUUUAGGAGUGUUAGCAAGAAAAAAUAAACGGCUGGCUACGCCGUUGACGCAGGCUUUGUGAAAAAUCCGUGGGAUUUUUGUUUUUUUUUUGUCUUGAAGUCCCUGGAGAAUUUUUGAAAACAAUUCACUGCUGCAAUGCACAAUGUUUUAAAGAAGUUCUUGGGAACUUUUCUGAAAGAAUCUUUUGCGGAGUUUCGGAUAAAAUCUAUGAUGGAUUUUUUUUAAAGAAGAAUAAUUGUUUUAUAAAAUCUCUGAAAGUAUUUAGACGGGAAAAUAUCUGAAGAAUCACCGUAAAAACAGCUUUGGAAAAAUAUUCAGUUGAACGAUUCCUGGAGGAUUUUUAAUAAAAAAAAUGAAAUUCAUCAGAAAAAAUCGAAGUGAUCUCUAGAGGAUUUUCUUGUGAAAUCUCAUUAGGGAUUACUGUGGAUAUUAAUGGAAAAAAUUCUGAAGCUAUCCAUGUUAAUUUUCCCAAAAGAAUUCUUCGGAAAGAUUCUGGAUGCAUUCAUAAUGAAAUUUCCUGAAGUGAUUAUGAAUACCAGGAGUAAUUCCUAUGGCAAUUCUUGAAUAAAUCAUUGAUAAAUUUAUGGGAGUAAUUAAAGGGAGAACCAAAGGAAAAUAGUGGAAAGAAUUUUUAGAGAAAGAAAGAAGUUUUUAGAAAAAUUUCUAAAAAAAAAGUCAAAGGAUCUCGUGAAACGAGUCCAAAUCAAAUUAAACGACUUUUAUGGUUAUUUCAUUCAAGAUUUGGUCUAAUUCUGUUAUACAACCCGAGCAGAAGGGAAUACCUUACAGAUAGCUUGCGAAGAUCGUCCUAUGGUAUAAGACCUAAAAAAGUUAUUGCUCUGCUGUUCUACGAUAGAAGGACAUCACAAUAACAAUUUAAAGUACUUGAUUAGUAUUGAUGAAGUAUUAGUUGAUUUACAGUUUAGGUACUACAUCAUAGAGCUAUCCAACAAAGGUACAAUUGAAUAACAUGAAAUGUAAUUACUUUGUUCUUCAAUACCAACUGCAUAACAAAUACAGCACUUCAAAUUUUAGAUAUGCAUUUAUUACUGAAAUAACAGGACUUGUUAAUUUCGAGGUGUUAUUUAUACAAAAUUAUUACCACCUAACAAAGGGCAUAUUGAGGUAUGGUGGUAUUCAGGAUUAAUACCUUGAUAAGUUAUUUAGUUGUUAUACUUUUCUGCUCGAGAACCGUACACAGCGAGAAGCUGAGCAAUGAUUACAAUUAUGAGUCAACUUAUGCAUGAUUUUUUCGACGAUGAGUUUGGCGAAUCAAGCAUCUUGCAAGAAAAAACUCAACUAUGAAUUGAGAAACUGAAUAUUUAUCAAUACUUCUUAUGCUUAAUAGUAUCGAGGUAUACUUGAUGAAACUUAUGAAAUGAUAAGAAAUGUAUACUAAUCUUUAGAGGGAACAUAAUUAAAAAAUAAUGUAUCGAAAUGCCCACAAUAUCCUUCAGUAUAUUUUCCGAAUGUAUUAUUAAGGUUGAAAUUUCUCUAGGUUGCCAUUUUUCAUUCCUUUUGCAUCACGUUGGCAGUAGCUUGCUGACGUUGACGUAGUGUACGGUUUGGGUAAAAACUUACCCUAAUGCCAAAGGAGGGUUGAAAAUCAUACAUGAUACAACUGCUGUUUUCGAUACAAAAAAAAACGUCAAAUAUAGGAGAAGGUCGGGUAAUAUGCACCCCCUAAGCAAACGAGGCCCUAUAACUAAGAUUAAGAUGAUUUUGUGGGUGUCUUGCGUGAUGGAAAGUUAGUUUACCUAUUUAACUAAAAGAUGCCAACUUUUGGACCGCGAGAUAUCAAUUUUACCGAAUCAAAUUAUCAAUUUAAAAAAGUACUACGUUUUGGGUGCUGGAAAACUGUUGUGGACAAAACGGACCUGGUGGGGUGGGGCAAUACGACCUCGGCAUUUCCCGCUUUGAAUUCUAAUAAAAUACCAGGCGGCUCCAUCUUACUAUUUACAGCAGCAAAUGGAAGGUAGAAGGCAGAUGGUAGUUACUAGGCUGAUUUCAUAUAACCGGCGCGCAAUCGCUUAAAUUGCGUGCGCUUCAAAUUAGAUAAUCAUUCCAAAUGUGGAAAACCAUCGUUUUCCACGCUUUUCAUUUGAAUAAUCCUGUCAUUAUUGGGCGCAAUUUUACGUCUACUUUGCUUGCAUCUGACAGAACUUCACUUAUAUAGUGAAAUAACGUGAAAGCGUUUUGCCCCGGGGGUGCGUAUUACCCCAGGUAAACCUAAGCACAGCCCCCACACAACUUCUCUAUCAAUUAGUAAAAGAUAUGAUUUUUUUUUUGUGAAUUCCCAUUGUUACUCAACACUUAAAAGAAAUAGAGCUUCUCUAGUUUUCACUUCAUAUUCACUUCAUACCAUGCCAAAUGAUGCGACACUCCGGCCAGAAACGGCACGAGUGCCACGAAGCCAUAAAUUA